This is a messenger RNA of Serendipita indica DSM 11827, 2064 nucleotides long. NCBI's taxonomy places the organism in Eukaryota, Fungi, Basidiomycota, Agaricomycetes, Sebacinales, Serendipitaceae. The record is from the annotation of a GenBank genome assembly.
AUGGCGGCUACUUCUAAUCUCGAGCUGAGCCCACCGCCAGCCUUUUUCCAGUCCAGAAUCGAAAUGUUUGACAAGUACAAGGCCGAAUAUGACGAUAUGGUCAAAGCCAAACCGAGACAGGAAAUCUCUAUCACUCUCCGAGAUGGCAACAAAAAGACCGGAAUCAGCUGGGAGACCACGCCGAUGGACAUUGCAAAGGAGAUCUCAAAAUCCCUCCCCGAGAAGCUCGUGAUCGCAAAGGUCGAUGGCGUCCUAUGGGAUCUCGAGAGACCAUUGGAGAAAUCUGUGGAUCUAGAGCUACUGGACUUUGAACAUCCGGAAGGCAAGCAGGUAUUUUGGCACUCCAGCGCCCACGUGCUCGGAGAAGCUGCGGAAAAGCACUACGGGUGUCACCUGUGCUUUGGUCCACCGACCGAAGACGGCUUCUUCUACGAUAUGGCAACCUACGACAAAAAGGUUCAUCCCGUAGAUUAUCCCAACCUUGAGACACUAUCGAAAGCUGUCAUCAAGGAGAAGCAGAAGUUUGUCCGACUAGAGCUCCCAAAGGAGGCGUUGCUUGAAAUGUUCAAGUAUAACAAAUACAAACAACACUUCAUCGAAACCAAAGUGCCCGACGGCACCACGUCCACCGUCUAUCGAUGCGGUCCAAUGAUUGACCUUUGCGUCGGCCCACAUGUCCCGCAUACCGGAAGAAUAAAGGCGUUCAUGGUCACGAAGCAUUCUUCCUCGUAUUGGCUCGGAGACGCUGCAAACGACAGCUUACAGCGUAUCUACGGCAUCUCCUUCCCCGACACUAAACAGCUCAAAGAGUACAAGGAAUUCUUGGAACAAGCUGCCAAGAGAGACCACAGGAAAAUCGGCAAGGAUCAGGACCUGUGGUUCUUUGACGAAAUCAGCCCAGGGAGCUGUUUCUUCCUGCCAAAUGGUGUCCGCAUCUACAAUGCACUCCUCGAAUUGAUCCGACAAGAAUACCGAAAACGUGGCUACCAAGAAGUCAUCUCCCCAAACAUCUACAGCAGCAAGCUUUGGGAAACGUCUGGGCAUUGGGAUCACUACAAGGAGAACAUGUUUAUCAUGGAGAUUGACAAGCGUAUGUCCGCUCUAAAGGCUAUGAAUUGUCCAGGACACUGCGUAAUGUUCGACAGCAGGGAUCGUAGCUACCGAGAACUGCCUCUUCGUAUGGCCGAAUUUGGUGUGAUCCACAGAAACGAGGCAUCCGGUGCUCUAUCCGGAUUGACCCGAGUACGACGCUUUGUGCAGGAUGAUUCGCAUAUCUGCAUGCCCGAGCAAAUCAAGGGAGAAAUGGACGAACUCUUCAAGUUCCUGGAUAAAGUCUACAGCCUAUUUGGUUUUGAGUACAAGCUCGAACUUUCCACUCGACCAGAGUCCUACCUAGGAGAGAAGGAGACUUGGGAUGCAGCAGAGCGGGCACUCACUGAUGUUCUUAACGAGCACUACCCGGGGCGGUGGUCAGAGAAUCCAGGCGAUGGUGCUUUCUAUGGACCCAAGAUUGACAUUCGCAUCCAAGACGCAUUGAAGCGAUGGCACCAGUGUGCUACCAUUCAACUUGACUUCCAACUUCCCCAGAGAUUCAACCUCAAGUACCGAGGAGAGAAAGUCGUCGAGGAAGGUGCUGAACCUCUUCGUCCCGUCAUGAUCCACCGAGCCGUCCUUGGUAGUAUCGAACGAUUCACGGCUGUUAUCACCGAACACUUUGGUGGCAAAUGGCCAUUCUGGCUCUCGCCCCGACAGGUCCUAGUCAUUCCAGUGUCCAAGCCUUUCUAUGACUACGCCAACGAGGUCAGGGACAAACUCUGGGAUGCAGGCUUGUAUGCAGAUGUCGAUACCGGCCCAGAAACCAUGAAGAAGAAGAUUCUGCUCGGAGAACAAGCUCAAUACAACUUUAUAUUCGUCGUCGGUCAAGACGAGAUGGAAGCGCGAGCCGUCAAUGUCCGAAAUCGUGAUGCAGACACCAAAGCGCGUGCAGAAAUCAUGCCGCUGGAUGACGUGGUAGCGAAGCUUGUCUUACUCAAGGCCGAAAGACGGCUAGAGAACAAGAUCUAG